Molecule: messenger RNA, 898 nt
Organism: Nicrophorus vespilloides
Lineage: Eukaryota; Metazoa; Arthropoda; Insecta; Coleoptera; Silphidae
Gene: Xrcc2
Product: DNA repair protein XRCC2
Exons: 2
Coding region: 136-864 (242 amino acids)
Biological process (GO): double-strand break repair via homologous recombination; DNA strand invasion
Cellular component (GO): centrosome; Rad51B-Rad51C-Rad51D-XRCC2 complex; replication fork
Molecular function (GO): four-way junction DNA binding
Source: RefSeq, a predicted model, not a curated record
CAAAUUUUUAUUUUGCGAAUUUAAUUUAUUAACUCGGCACUGAGGUAUGCUGAGGUACCCCUGAUAGUUUUGCAGAAAUCAAAGCCUACUAAAGUAUUUAAACUUUGUCUGUAAGUCCUAAUAAAUAAUAAGAGAAUGGAUUCAGCAAAAAUCGAAACGGGAUGCCAGUUAUUUAAGAGAAUAGAGAAGAGACCAAAUUUAGGUUAUAUGAAAUUCCUCGGGGAUCAACCGAAUCCAAGAGAUUUCAUUCAGAUAACCGGUGAAGCCGGCUCAGGAAAAACCCUGCUCAUCACCGACCUAAUAGCACAAUGCAUUUUACCGAAAUCUUUAAAUUACAACGGUUCCUGCGCGAUCUUCAUCAACACCGAUCACCAUUUCAGUGUGCUCAAGCUCUAUGCACUAAUGAAAGAAUGCCUGAAAGAUACUGAUGUUGACAUAAAUGAAGUGAUCGAGGAAAGUUUGAGCAGGUUGAUCAUCAUGAACUGUUACAGCAACGAGCAGCUGAAGAUAACUAUUAUGAAUCUGGAGAAGAUCUUGAACGAAAACGUUCUGAUCAACUUCGUCGCUGUGGACAGCUUAAGCGCGUACUUUUGGUGCGAUCAAGAAGACGUUAAACAUUUUAACACUGCUUCGUAUUACGUUAGGGGUUUGACGAUGUCUUUGAGAAAUGUUUACGGAAAUAGAAACGUGAUGACGGCUUUCACGGAUAAUCUGGAGAAUCCUUUGAACGCCGGAGUGGAAUAUACGAUGUUCUUGAAGAAAGGCGAUGCGGGAAAACACGAAAUGACCAUUCACAAUUCGAAAAUUGGCACCGAUUUCAUCAGACAUUACAAUAUCGGCAAUUGCGUAGAAUUCGUCGACUGAUGUUGUGGUUGCAUAAUAAAUGUUGACUAACUGA